UCGGGCGGCAGCCGCGGCCGGGGCGGGCGGCGGUGCCCCGUGGUGCGGUAUGUCCAAGACGCUGCGGAAGAAGCGGCACUGGCUGAGCAAGGUGCAGGAGUGCGUGGUCUCCUGGGGCGGCCCGGCGGGGCCCGACCCCGACCUCCUGCGCGGAGGCGCCGAGCGCGGCGAGUUCGCGUACCUGGCAGGCCGCCUGCUGCCGGGCGGCGAGGGCGCGCCGGGCCCCGCGCUGCUUUCGGGCAAGGCGCCGGCGCCGGGCGACGUGCUUCUGGAGGUGAACGGCACCCCCGUCAGCGGCCUCACGCACCGCGACACGCUGGCCGUCGUCCGGCACUUCAGGGAGCCUGUGCGCCUCAAGACCGUGCGCCCAGGAAAAGUCAUCAAUAAAGACUUGCGCCACUACUUGAGCCUUCAGUUCCAGAAGGGCUCAAUAGACCAUAAACUCCAGCAAGUGAUCAGAGACAAUCUCUACUUGAGAACCAUCCCUUGCACUACAAGGGCUCCCAGAGAUGGGGAGGUCCCUGGGGUAGACUAUAAUUUCAUUCCUGUUGAGCAGUUUAAAGCACUGGAAGAAAGUGGAGCCUUGCUAGAAAGUGGAACCUAUGAUGGUAAUUUUUAUGGUACUCCGAAGCCUCCAGCAGAGCCCAGCCCCUUUCAGCCUGAUCCAGUGGAUCAAGUUCUUUUUGACAAUGAUUUUGAUACUGAAUCACAGAGGAAAAGAACCACGUCAGUCAGCAAAAUGCAGAGGAUGGACAGUUCUCUUCCUGAAGAGGAGGAAGAAGAGGAAAAGGAAGCAGUUAAUGGCAGCGGAGGGAUAGAAAACAAAGAAAAACAUUCAGAUUCUCCUGACUGGAUGAAACCUGUUCCCAGCUACAACCAGACAAGCAGCUCCAUGGACUUCAGAAAUUACUUGUCGAGGGAUGAAACCCUGGAACCCCUGCCCAAGAACUGGGAGAUGGCCUACACUGACACUGGCAUGAUCUACUUCAUUGAUCAUAACACAAAGACAACCACUUGGCUUGAUCCACGCCUCUGUAAGAAGGCCAAAGCUCCUGAAGAUUGUGAAGAUGGAGAGCUUCCUUAUGGAUGGGAAAAAAUAGAAGACCCUCAAUAUGGAACAUAUUAUGUUGAUCAUAUUAACCAGAAAACUCAGUUUGAAAACCCAGUAUUGGAAGCCAAAAGAAAAAAACAGCUAGGACAGACUGAUGUUGGCCCUUCAAAAUCAGGAGCAGAGAAGUCUGUCUUCACUAGAGAUCCAUCCCAGCUUAUAGGAGCACUGAUACGGACAUCGCUGAAGAAAAGUACAAUGGGUUUUGGCUUCACAAUCAUCGGAGGGGACAGACCUGAUGAGUUUCUUCAGGUGAAGAAUGUGUUAAAAGAUGGGCCCGCUGCACAAGAUGGGAGAAUUGCACCAGGUGAUGUCAUUGUAGACAUAAAUGGAAGUUGUGUCCUUGGCCACACCCAUGCAGAUGUUGUCCAGAUGUUUCAGCUAGUUCCUGUCAAUCAGUAUGUGAACAUGACAUUGUGUCGUGGUUAUCCUCUUCCUGACGACAAUGAAGACCCUGUGGUAGAUAUAGUGACAGCUACACCUAUUAUCAAUGGACCGCCUGUGACCAAAGGAGAUGUUUCUCUGUCCAGCCAAGAUCUAAUACCAGGAACAGUUGUGUUGGACCAGAAUGGAAAACUGGGCCCUAUGUUGGUCAAUGGUCGUCUGAAUGGCCCUUCCAUGGAUACAGCUGAGCAGAGGAUCUCUCUUGCAUCUUCAGGAGGCUCUCAGCCAGAGCUGGUCACCAUUCCUCUAGUCAAAGGUCCUAAAGGCUUUGGGUUUGCCAUUGCAGACAGUCCUACAGGACAGAAGGUGAAGAUGAUUUUAGACAGCCAGUGGUGCCAAGGCCUUCAGAAAGGUGACGUAAUCAAGGAGAUUUGCCAUCAGAAUGUACAGAGCUUGACACACCUGCAGGUGGUGGAGGUACUGAAGCAGUUUCCAGUAGGAGCAGAGGUGCCACUGCUUAUCUUAAGAGGAGGUCCACCCUCACCUACUAAAACUGCCAAAGGGAAGGACAAGCAGGACAGUUCAGGGAGCUUGGAAGCUGUCAGCGAUACCAUCCCACAGCCAAUGCCAUUUCCACCCACUGCUGUACGACCAGGCUCUCCUAAACUGGACCCUUCAGAAGUCUACCUGAAGUCUAAGACUAUAUAUGAGGACAAACCUCCAAACACAAGAGAUUUGGAUGUUUUCCUACGAAAACAAGAGUCAGGCUUUGGUUUCCGGGUGCUUGGAGGGGAUGGACCAGAUCAGCCCAUUUAUAUUGGAGCCAUAAUCCCGUUGGGAGCAGCAGAGAAAGACGGCAGGCUUCGAGCUGCGGAUGAGCUGAUGUGCAUCGAUGGAAUCCCUGUGAAAGGGAAGUCACACAAACAAGUUUUGGACUUAAUGACCAGUGCUGCACGGAAUGGUCAGGUGCUGCUCACAGUCCGGAGGAAGAUCUUCUUUGGUGGGGAAAAGCAAGCAGAGGAGGAGGAGUCACAGCCUGUCUUCACACAAAACGGCUCUCCCCGGCUGAAUCGGGUGGAGUUUGCAAACUUGCAGUCCCCAGAGGUCUACGAUGUCCGUCUGCAGCGGAAGGAGAAUGAAGGAUUUGGCUUCGUCAUCCUCACCUCAAAGAACAAACCUCCACCUGGUGUGAUUCCUCACAAGAUUGGGCGAGUUAUAGAUGGGAGCCCAGCUGACCAGUGUGGGAAGCUGAAAGUGGGAGACCGUAUCUCGGCAGUGAACGGUCAAUCCAUCGUUGAGCUCUCACAUGACAGCAUAGUGCAGCUCAUCAAGGAUGCAGGCAACGUGGUGACUCUGACUGUUGUGGCUGAGGAAGAACACCGUGGUCCUCCCUCGGGAACAAACUCCGCCAGGCAGAGUCCAGCUCCGCAGCACCGACCACUGGGGUCAGCCCAGAUCAACACUUCCAGCACAGACAGGGGAGCUACGGAAAGUGAAACUGGAAAAGAAGUUUCAAGUAGUUACAGGCUUUCCUGGCCUGAGCAUAAGCACUUGACACAGUCUGAUGCUGGCGUGGCUUCAGUUGUUGGUAGCCGUCAUUCCCAGAAUCCUGGCUGUUUCCCAGUGGAGUUGGAAAGGGGCCCUCGAGGGUUCGGAUUCAGCCUUCGAGGAGGAAAGGAAUACAACAUGGGUUUAUUCAUCCUUCGACUUGCUGAAGAUGGGCCAGCUGUCAAAGAUGGGAGAGUACAUGUCGGUGACCAAAUUGUUGAAAUUAAUGGAGAACCCACCCAAGGAAUCACUCACACACGAGCCAUUGAGCUGAUUCAGGCUGGAGGGAAUAAAGUUUUGCUGCUGCUGAGACCGGGGACUGGCUUGAUUCCAGAUCAUGGUUUGGCUCCUUCCAGUCUGUGUCCCUACGUGAAACCUGAGCAACAUUAAGGGCUUUCAGUGCUUUUCUUGGUUUUUCCUUAAAGACUUGGUGAUUGGGAUAGUUCUAAUCCAUCUUCGUUAAAUGUAAUAUAUGAAGAACAGUCACCAUUAUCUUCAUCUUCACAUUCUGCUUCCCCAUCUGAAGUGUGUUAUUUACCAGUACCAGGAGAAGCUUUAACAAGAGUCCAGCUGUCUGAGAAACUGGAACAAGCAAAGAACACUGUGCCUGAAAAGAUAAGCACUUUAACUGAAAACCAGUUUGAGAUGAAGCCUCAGUCUUCUCCCCAGAGAACAAAGAACAGAUGGGAAUGUCCCUCCAGUCCUGGGUUUGAAAUCACAAAAGGUACUUUGGAAGUAAGGACCACAAGAGACAGAUCGGCAAGUCCAGAAAAGUUUGGGGCUGCUGAGAGCCACCCUCAGGCAGGAUUCCACAGACAAGGGGAUCCUGAAAAAUCCUACGGCAAUCUCUCACAUAAAUCUGAGGGUUCCAGAAAGAGUGAGAGUAAAGCCACAGAAAUAGGGAUGAACAAUAGUAACAGAAAAGAGUAUUCCAGUGGAAAUCCAGGAAGAGCUGCCAGUCCCCACAAGCAUCUCGGUAAGCAAGGAAGCGUAGAAACGCUCAGCAGGUUACAGGAAUAUCAAGAUAGAACAACUGGUGGUGAUAAAACAACUGCUGAGCAAUUGAAAGGUGGAAGUGGUAAAAUUGGAGUCACCUGGAAAGACAUAAAGCAGAAAACUUCUGGAAAGAGGGAAGGAUGGUCUCCAGAGAGACAAUACGCAGCAUUUGACGAAUAUCAUCUUCCAUUCAGUGACUCUAGGAAAAACACACCUGAAGACGAAAAAAUGAAGAAGUCAAACUCUGGAGAACCAAGUUCCAGCAGAUUCAAGACUUCCAGCCUUUCCAACAUUCCACUGCUUUCCGUGGAGAAACAGAGAAGGCUGGAAACACAGGACACUAUUACACUGACCAGACAACAUGGAGAGAGACACAUGGAGCUGCCCGAUGAAACCAAAGAUGAUGGAAUUUCCAAAUCUGAGAGUAGUUCUCCAGUCAAGAAAACACCAAUAACUCCUGGACCUUGGAGGGUACCGAGCGCCUGUAAAGUCACCCCAGCAGCAGGUGUGGCUGAAAAACGGGCCUGACUGACACUUUUUUAGAACCUGUUUUAAUCAAGUUUCUAAUAACGGUCAUUUAAAAGCGUUGUUUCUUUUCACAGAGUUGUCAUUUUUCUUCCAGAAACUGGUUAGAGGGUGGAAAGUAUUUGAUUUGUUCUUAAAUUAUCUAAGCUGCAUGAAGGACCUUUUGGAUUGCUUAACUGAAACUUCCUAAGCUGCUGUCCCCUUGCCCUUUUGAAGGCAGUGUUCUGCUGCUCAUCAUUGCACUGCUACAGCUUUCUCUGAUAGUAUUGUGAGUUUCUGAACAAAUUAUUUAAUGCCUAUAUCGCAAAUGUGAUCAUGACUCACUCCUUGUUCUUGUGCCAAGUUAUCCGUUGUAUCCAAGUCCAUCUAAUCCUUCUCCUAUGUACUCCAGUCACAGAAGAGGCAGGUGUCUGAAGUGGGUGUUUGCUCCAGAGCAUGCUGCAUGUUUACACAAGGAAGCACCCAUGUUCUUACUGAGUCAGUAAGACGAUGGGUGAGUUGGUUCUGUCGAUUCCAGGGCAGCAACGAGCCACUGAUGCUGUUCAAUUAAGGGGUUUUCUUAAAUUUUUAUACCUACUACAAAAUCCUGUAAGUAAAAACUAUAUUUCACAUAAUCACUGUUUUGUAAUUUUGCUUGUUAUGACCAUGGCAAAAAUGGCUUUAUUUUCUUGACUCAUCAGGAUGCUUGGAAUAGCUGUGUGCACACAUCUGAAAAUCCUGCCUUCUGUUGAGUAACAUCAUCCCUUCAGGUUCACUUGUGGCACCAUGGCCCCCUCAAUGCGCUUGGUCAGUGUGAGCAGUGAGUGUACAUCUUCAGCCUCGCUGUGCUGCUAUGUACUGAAUCCCAGAAUUACUUCAUGUAAUGCUAGUUGGGAAUCAGAUUUUUUUUCCUUCUGUAUGAAACCAGGUGACCUUUAGGACAGAACCAGCUUCUCACUCUUUCCUGUGUGGAUUGGACAUCUCCCAUAUUUUACUUUGAAUGCGUGAUCUGUUCUAAGAGCACUAAAUAGGUGAUAUACAGGGUCCAUGAGGCUUAAUAUCUAUUGUUUGGGCUAGAAUACCCAAACAAUAGAUAUUAAAAAGAGGAGUGAUGCCACCAGAUGCAUCAGUCCUACAGCUGGAAGAACAGCAGGCUGCAUAAAUGGAAGAGGUUUAUCAUUUUAGUGAUGAUUUCCUGACAGAUUUUUAGGGACUGUGAAAAGUGGUAAGAGGAGCCCGUUGGUGCAGUUUGGAGGAGGAAGUGUCAAAGGCCGAGCUUUAUGUACUCACGUCAGAAUUCAAGCUAAUAUGACUUGCUGUUUGAAUGAGUUAAUAUCUCAUUUUGGCUUUGAAACAUGAAAUGUUUCCUAAAGAGUAACGAAGCACAGGGUGUCAGUUCCGAGUGGAAUUCUUCAGCAGUACAAAUGCUGCUCAAACAGCGACCUUGGAAAUUAAGCUGGCUUUAAAGCCGAGCUGAACUGUGCUCUGCUGCUGGACCUCGGGUGAUCCAGUGAGAGUUGCUGUGUAGCAUAAUACAUGCAAAUACCCCCUUUUGGGGAGUACGACUGUGAAAAUAUUUAAUACUUUGAAGUAGCCUGUGUAGAUAUUAACCAUGUAUUCUUAUCUGGAGAUUCUGUUCUACGUGGAGUUGUAUGCACUCGCAUACCUGACUACCGAGUACAGUAACAAAUUCAGACAUUGAACACGAAGGUGACUUACACCACCGAAAUCCUCUCCCCAUCAUAACCACCUCCCCUAUUUUUUCUCUCUGUUACUGUGACCUGAUUUCGUGUCUUCCCUGUCUGUGAUUUCUCCUUCCAUAGAACUUGUAUCCGUUCCAACUGUAACAGAUGACUUAGCGACGUGGCCUUGGAAUGCUAAGUAAUGUAUGGAUGUACUGGGUGUAAAUGUUUAUAUAUUGUACAGCACCUUUAUACAUACUUCUGAGGUUCUGACUAGAGAGAGACCUGUAAAUCGCUCAUUAUUUUUUAUAUAGAUAUUAAAAAGAAACUCCAGUUCA
Messenger RNA from Strigops habroptila (Kakapo), 6560 nucleotides. RefSeq names its product membrane associated guanylate kinase, WW and PDZ domain containing 3 (gene MAGI3). The transcript has 22 exons. Gene Ontology annotation, molecular function: protein binding. Lineage: Eukaryota; Metazoa; Chordata; Aves; Psittaciformes; Psittacidae. Gene Ontology annotation, cellular component: cytoplasm. Bases 50 to 3430 code for a protein of 1126 amino acids. Gene Ontology annotation, biological process: signal transduction. The record is from RefSeq and is a predicted model, not a curated record.